UCCUCUCCCUCUCAACUCCGACCGCUCCUUACCCCCACGUCCCUCCCUCUCUCUCUCUCUCUCUCUCUCUACCCACAGGUCAGAGGCAGCGAUAAAUAAAUUUAAAAAAUUGAUAAAACAUAAAUAAAAAAAGGAGGAACCGUACGGAUAAUAAAGGGGAACGGCCGAUGGAUGGCGCCAAGGAAGGAGGAGGGAGCGAGGGCCAGCGGUUGCGGGGGUGGGGCCGGGGAGGUGGGGUACAGGGGAGUGAGGAAGCGGCCGUGGGGCCGGUACGCGGCUGAGAUCAGGGAUCCGGGCAAGAAGAGCCGCGUGUGGCUCGGCACCUUCGACACGGCCGAGGAGGCCGCCCGGGCCUAUGACGCCAAGGCCGUGGAGUUCCGUGGGUCCAAGGCCAAGACCAACUUCCCCCUCCCGGCCUAUGCCACCAUCGGCAUCGACCUCAACAGCCUCGUCCACUUUAAGGCUGGCGGAGGCGGGAGCAGCCCCAGCCAGAGCAGCACCGUCGAGUCGUCGGGCCAGGAGCCGCCUGCGGCGAUGGUCGAUUCCUCGCCUCUGGAUCUUAACCUCGCGUACCCUGGUACAGGCUUUGCGGUGGCGCUUGGGGGAGGUUUCGCGGGUGCAAGGGGGCCCUGGCCGAGCUGCUUUGACCCGAUGGUGAAUUCGAAAAACAUGAACGAGCAGCUAUACCAUCGGCUGAUCGCGUUUGACCGCCGUACGAAUACGAAGGCCUCAGCAGCCAGCAGUGACUCCGACUCGUCGUCAGUGGUCAAUCUGGAUGAUCAGGACCGGAAGCAGGAGCGGAGAGGCCUAGAUCUGAAUCUGGAUCUCAACCGCCCGCCACCGCCGGAAUCGACCUGAUGUUAAUUUGAUCAUGGAAACCAAACCAACAGUGAUCUCUGUUUUUCACUCUUUUUUUUUUUUGGAUUCUUUUUUUAGAGAAAUCGGAAAGACGCGGAGGAAACAGAAGAUAGUCCAGCAAAUCGUGUGAAUAGGUGGCCGGUCGGCCCUUUUUGCGGCGGAGAUGAAGGCCGGACGGGUAUCUUCUCCGCCGUUGUUAGCUUUAAUAAUCUCUUUUCCCGGUUGUAUUUCUUUUCUCUUUUACCAGUUGAUGAUGAUAUAACACGACCAGUCAUUUUCCUUUAUAAUCCAUAAUUAUCCACUGUAUUGCUUUUUAUGUUUU
Punica granatum (pomegranate) is the source of this 1180-nucleotide messenger RNA. The record is from RefSeq and is a predicted model, not a curated record. Lineage: Eukaryota; Viridiplantae; Streptophyta; Magnoliopsida; Myrtales; Lythraceae.